AUGCCAAAGCUCAUCAUCAUCGUUGCUGCAGUGGCAGCUGUUCAGGCAGUUCUCUUUCCUUUACCCCCCGGCCCGUACGGCGUCGGCCUGCGAAUUCAAGACUAUACCGAUAACAAACGCCUGGAUCCCUACGCGCCCAAGGGUCAAAGCCAUUAUAGGCGUGUCGUGAUUUCCGCAUUUCUGCCCGUUGAAAAAGAGAAAUGCCAGACGGAAGCAGUACCCUACAUGCCGCCUCUGACAGCCGCCCAAGGUGACGGGCAACUCGUAGGCACAGGUUUCGCCAACGACUCCCUUUCCAGUGCUAAGAUGCAGGUUUGCAAGCUUUCCUUGGUGGAAUUUCCAGACGGCUCUGUCAUCAAAAAUACUACUUUUGAACUGAAUCCAACAGUUUUCGCACAAGCUGCAAAUGUUCGCGCAGACGAUGCCUCCUUCAUUCUCGAUAUGCUUCACAACCCUUACACACUGGCCAAGCUCACAGCAGGCCUCUACGGCCAAGUCGACCCGGAAAGGAUCUUGAUGUACGGCCACUCCCUCGGUGGCGUCACAGCUUCGAAGGCCAUGUUCCAAGAUAAGCGUAUCAAGGCUGGUAUGAAUGUUGACGGCUGGAUGUACGAACCUACCGUCGUCAGUACCGGACUCGAUAGACCCUUCCUCCUGUUGGGAACUCCGAAACAAUAUGAUGAGUUGGAUUCCAACUGGCCCGAGUUCUAUGAGGAAUGGAAACCUAAGAUGUAUGAGAUGUUCGGGUCAAUUGAUGCCCUUCCAUUGCAGACAAUUACGAAUGAGGUCCUGAGCGGACUUGCCGAUGUGGCGUUCAACAGAAAUGACACCAAGCUUCGCAAUAUGGAGAAAUUCCCCGAGGUUUCCAUUGAGCACCAAGACUUUCCUAAAGGCCGUUGA
Messenger RNA from Pochonia chlamydosporia 170, 900 nucleotides. RefSeq names its product platelet-activating factor acetylhydrolase, isoform II domain-containing protein. The record is from RefSeq and is a predicted model, not a curated record. Lineage: Eukaryota; Fungi; Ascomycota; Sordariomycetes; Hypocreales; Clavicipitaceae. The coding region runs from base 1 to 900 and encodes 299 amino acids. Gene Ontology annotation, molecular function: 1-alkyl-2-acetylglycerophosphocholine esterase activity. The transcript is spliced from 4 exons.